Fibroporia radiculosa is the source of this 1332-nucleotide messenger RNA. RefSeq lists its product as uncharacterized. The record is from RefSeq and is a predicted model, not a curated record. Lineage: Eukaryota; Fungi; Basidiomycota; Agaricomycetes; Polyporales; Fibroporiaceae. Gene Ontology annotation, cellular component: nucleolus. Gene Ontology annotation, molecular function: GTP binding. The transcript has 7 exons. Bases 1 to 1332 code for a protein of 443 amino acids.
AUGUCGGCAGAGGGACGCAAACCGGAUGUUCCAACAAAAUCCAAGCUGAAAAAGGAUCCCGGAGUGCCUCGACUACCUAGUCUGAAAGUAAGGAAUGCCGAGAAGAUACGGGCGCAUAUACACCCAGGGCCCCAUACUACCGAUCCGGAUGCGGUCAUGGCUUCAGAGCCUACACUGUCGUCACUUGCCAUGUUGGCGGAGUCCUCGACACCUGCUGAGAACGACUUAUUUGAUCCCUCAUCUUCUGCCAUCGGUGUAGCGAAAACAAGGGAGCAACUGCGUCGCCACUACGUUCGUGCGCUGCACAAAGUGAUCGACGACAGCGAUAUUAUCGUACUAGUUCUCGACGCGCGUGAUCCCGAAGGCUGCAGGAGUAGAUUAGUUGAAGAGGAGGUUCGUCGGCGGGAGAGUGAGGGCAAGAAGCUCGUCUUUGUGCUGAACAAAAUCGAUCUCGUUCCACGCGACAAUGCGCAGGCAUGGUUGCGAUACCUUCGCCACACGACGCCUACUUUACCCUUCCGAUCCGCGGCGAACCAUCACCGCACUAAGCUGUCGUCUUCCACAGCCCCCGCACUGGUUCGUCUUCUCAAAGCUUACAAGCCCAGUGCAGCGCAAAGCGUAACGGUGGGCGUCGUCGGGUAUCCCAAUGUCGGCAAAAGUAGCCUCAUCAAUACCCUCAAACGGUCGAAGGUUUGUGCUGUUGCUGCACAGCCCGGUCACACGAAGGAUUUGCAGACAAUACAGCUUGAACGGGGCCUUCGCGUCCUCGAUUCUCCAGGUGUCGUCUUUGACGAAGACGAUUUCGACGAUGGAAAGUCCAACUCCAAGAGCAACAUCUUACUGCGUAAUGUCGUCAAAGUUGAAGACAUCGACGAUCCUAUUGCGCUAGUGGAAGAGAUUGUUAAUCGUACAGACCCGGCAACCUUGCAGAAGAUCUACAAUCUCCCUGAGAUUGGUUCGACACUGGAGUUUCUCACCAUGGUCGCUCUGACCACCGGCCGGCUACUUAAAGGGGGCACCCCCGACAUUCUUUCCGCAGCACGAACGAUAUUGACAGACUGGAAUCACCAAAAGAUCCCGUAUCAUUCCGAGCCUCCUACUGUGCAUCCAUCUUUAAUUCCUUCAACUGUACUCGAGAGUGGCGAGCGCACCGUUGCGGCCGGCGCGGAGAGUGUCGGACAAGCUCAGAUUCUGAAUGAGCUUUCCAAGCCAUUUACGUUGGAGGGGCUUUUCGGCGCUGCAGACGCCGGGGCAUUUGGAGGCAGCUCCGGCGUCGACGAGAUGGAAGUCGAGCGAGAGGAGAUGGGCGACGAGAUGGUGCAGGACGGGUAG